AUGUCGCAACUUUACGACGAUGAAGCACAUGCCUCCGACUCCGACAUGGGUGGGAGCUGGAAGGACUCUAUCGAAGUCUUCCUACUUUUUCUAGGCUGGGCCAUUCUCCGCCGUUGUCACCGCGUCUCCUAUUUCUUGGCUGAGCUCAUCGCAGUUAAGCGUGCUGCCGCCAGCGGCGCGCCCUCGGAUGACAUGAAGCCCUCUUCCGCACUGCGGACCACGAGCUUGACCAUCGUCCUCUCUUCUGCUCUCAUCGCGCCCGACCUCGCGCUUGUGCGGCAGCACCGCUUCAUGGGAUUGCAGACGCGGCGGGUGCCCGUCAUCAUCGAUAUCCUUCCUACCUUCCUUCACCUCGCACUCUUCCUCCUGUUCGCCGGCUUCGCCUUGUUCUUCUGCCACUGCAUGCCGGUCUGUCUCGUCAUGCGUUACUCUACGAUCGCCUCUGCCGCCCUUCUGGCGGUGGCAACAGCUCCCGCGCUCGCUCACCCGGUCACCAUUCGCGCGACCGAGGAUGCUUCCAUGGUUGAGCGUGAGCUUCAAGUUGGACUGCUGGAGCGCGGCUACUACGCCAACGUCCUCCCUCGGGACCGCAAGACGAGCGACGGUUCGUGCAUGUGGGCCCCGCGGCUCAGAACCACGCCGGGCAGCCACGCUGCGACGAAUCCUCCCCCGAACCGGGCUGGGCCGAAUGGUCGGCCUCAUCCGCAGCCGAACGGUGGCUCGGGGCACAACGGUGGCGCCGGGCGGGGGGCGGGAGCCCCUCACCGUCGCCGGGAGUACGACCUCGACGGCGAGCUGUUCGAGCGCGGCUUCGAGAUAGACGAGCUUGACUGA
Messenger RNA from Fomitopsis serialis, 834 nucleotides. RefSeq lists its product as uncharacterized. Bases 1 to 834 code for a protein of 277 amino acids. The transcript has 7 exons. Lineage: Eukaryota; Fungi; Basidiomycota; Agaricomycetes; Polyporales; Fomitopsidaceae. The record is from RefSeq and is a predicted model, not a curated record.